AGAAAACCUAAUUUAAUUGAGUGUAGAUUAUUGCACGGCGGCGAUUAGUUGUUAAAAGAGAAGAAAAAUUAUUACACGGCGGUGGAGAGGAAGGAGAGAAAGAGGUUGACUACGACAAUGGCGGUUCCGAGGGGAGACAAUGGUUUGAUGGAAGAAGAUGAGGUUGACGGAGAUAACGCUAUUUUUGAGGAAAACGGUGUUGACUCCGACAGCGACCCCGAGCUGUCCUCGAACCUCCGUGACUUGGCCGCCGCAGCUCAGUCCGGUGACGUCGUCGCCUUGCGCACCGCAAUUGACAAUGUGAACGGGAGAGUUGAUGAGCCACUUGAGGAUAAGGACUCGGCACUUCACCUGGCGUGUCUAUAUGGUCACCUCCCUUGUGUCCAGCUUCUCCUAGAGAGAGGAGCUAAUAUGGAGGUCAAAGAUGAGGAUGAAGCAAUCCCUCUACAUGAUGCUUGUGCUGGAGGGUACUUGGAAAUAAUUGGGCUUCUUUUUAGCCGAGCUAGUGGUACCGAAUCUGUGAAGAGAAUGAUCGAAACAGUCGAUAUAGAAGGUGACACUCCUCUGCAUCAUGCAGCGAGAGGUGAGCAUGUCGAUGUGAUUAGGUUUUUGCUGGAUUCAGGGGCUUCACCAACGAUGAAAAACUCAUAUGGGAAGACACCAGGUGAAUUAGCUGAUGUGAACACUGAUGCUAGGCGGAUCCUCGAAGUUGCUAUAGGCGACUCAAUAAUCUCCUAGUGAUUCUGCCGAUUACUCUGCAGAAUUCUCCUGCCAGUUUUUGGGGAGUCAAUGAAGUAGAGAAGGAUUUAAAUGUUUUACUUGUUUUCUAAUCUUAUUUUUGGUGGUUUCUCAUACAAAGGUUUUUAAUCUAAAAGAGUGACUGAUGCCUAUGAAUUAAGAACAUCGUGUCUGUUUUAGUUAUGAUAAAUUUUUUUUUUUUUUGGUUAAGCAUUUAGAGGCAUAUAAAAGUGAACAAAGCAAAUCAAGGCAAUGGUUGUAGCCAAUUACUGUUUUUCUAAAAGCUUUUGUAGACUAUCUUAAUUAUGAUGAUAAUUAUUCCUUUUGAAGAGUUUAUUUCAACA
Molecule: messenger RNA, 1082 nt
Organism: Thlaspi arvense
Lineage: Eukaryota; Viridiplantae; Streptophyta; Magnoliopsida; Brassicales; Brassicaceae
Source: the annotation of a GenBank genome assembly